Cordyceps militaris CM01 is the source of this 843-nucleotide messenger RNA. Its product is annotated as thiosulfate sulfurtransferase, putative. NCBI's taxonomy places the organism in Eukaryota, Fungi, Ascomycota, Sordariomycetes, Hypocreales, Cordycipitaceae. Gene Ontology annotation, molecular function: thiosulfate-cyanide sulfurtransferase activity. Bases 1 to 843 code for a protein of 280 amino acids. Gene Ontology annotation, cellular component: mitochondrion. The transcript is spliced from 3 exons. Gene Ontology annotation, biological process: transsulfuration. The record is from RefSeq and is a predicted model, not a curated record.
AUGGCAACCGCUCUAGCAGAUGCAGACGAAUCAAUUCUCAUCACACCUGCCGAGCUGCAUGUCAUUUUUAAAUCCCCUAUUGAUCAUGAAAAUCGAGUUGUUUGCAUUGCAGCUGGGCGAAAUGCCGCCUCGGCGUCGUUUGAGUCUUGUCACCUUCCCAACUCCGUCUUCUUCAAUCUAGACGAAAUCAGAGAUACGACAUCCCGCUAUCCCGUCAUGUUGCCCACUUGCCAAGUCUUCACGGCGGCCAUGAAACGGCUUGGCAUCCGCGCCACCCGGGGGGACACGUUCAUUGUAUACGAUACAGUCGAGGCGGGCGGGCAUCUAUUGCGCUCCCCGAGUGGCUUGGACAUUGGCACACUUUGGGCUCAAAAACGUACGGGUACUCAACAGCUUUCGGCACCCGACGACGCCACUCCCAUGUACCGGGUCGCCGACGCGGCGAGAACAAUCGCGUUUGAAGAGCUUCGCCAUUGUGUCCUUGAUGGAUGCCGACAGUACCAGAUUCUAGAUUCCAGAAGCGAGGACUGCUUUCUGGGCAAGGCUGUCGGAGACGGCCACAUACCCGGGGCCCUCAGCGUCCCGGUAGCUUGUCUAGUAGAUUCUUGCAAGAAUCUGCUUCCUCGGCCGGAAAUGAGAGCCGCUCUGGAGGAUGCCGGCGUUGACGAGAAUAAACCUGCCGUUUUGUCGUGCAACACGGGUGUGACGGCUUCCAUCCUGUGGCUAGCGCUCAAGGUCGCCGGAUACGACGUCAAGGCGAGACUCUAUGAUGGAAGUUGGUCGGAAUGGAAGGAUCGGGCAGAGGAACAAGGUUUAAUUGUUUGUCAUAGAGAUUUACUGUAG